AUGCUCGUGACCUCAUUGUACAAGUCACGUUUUCGCCGCUAUGCACGUCGCACUGUCAUCUCGUUCCUCGUCGCGGGGGUCGCGUACGAGACUGACCGCGAACUGAAUGCGUCCGCCAUCAUUCGCAACCUCCGAACUGUCUACGCGUGUGCCAUUAUCGCGCUCGACUACAAGAUCAACUUUACACCGGAGAAUGCUGCUGGCAUUCCUGCCCUCCAGGAACGAGUCGCGAACCGUGUAUACGACCUUCUGGUUGAGAACGGCGGUCUCUACAUCAAGAUUGGCCAGGCGUUCGCGAACAACGCUGCGCUCCUCCCGCGCCCGAUGCAGGAGAAGUUCGGCACCCUCUUCGACGACGCUCCCCAGGUGCCCUACUCCACCAUUGAACGCGUCUUCCGCGCCGAGUUCGGACGCCCACCUGCAGGGCCAGACGGCGUCUUCGAAGUUUUCGAGGAACAGGCCGCUGCAAGCGCGAGUAUCGCUCAAGUGCAUCGCGCAAAGCUGAAGACCGACGACGGCUCGGAGCAGUGGGUGGCGGUCAAGAUCCAGAAACCGGCCGUGACCAAGCAGGUGGAAUGGGACUUGAACGCGUUCCACGCGGUCAUGUGGGUGUACGAGCACUGGCUAUUCCACAUCCCCGCAUGCUUCGCGUCUGAAUUCAUCACCGACCACAUUCGCCGCGAGCUUGACUUCGUCGCCGAGGCCGAGAACUCGCGCCGCACCGCCGCCUUCGUCGCCCAGGAACCCCACCUCGCCGACCGCGUUUACAUCCCCCACGUCUUCACGGAGCUCUCGACGAAGAAAGUCAUGGUCAUUGAGUGGAUCGACGGCGUGCGGCUGAGCGACCGCCGCGGUAUCGAACGCCUCAUGGGCGAUGACGCAUCCGUUCGCCUGCGCGCCCCGCUCCCCGCCGACCGCUUCCCGAGGCUCAAGGGUGGCUCAGAGUGGGUGAUGCGUACGAUGGUCGACCUCUUCUCCGCUCAGAUAUUCGACUGGGGCUGGGUCCACUGCGACCCGCACCCGGGCAAUAUCAUCAUCCGCCCGCACCCGACGCGUGCGCACCAGGCCCAGUUCGUCCUCCUCGACCACGGGCUAUAUGUCAAGGCGACGGAAGGCUUCCAGGCACAAUACGCGCGGCUGUGGAAGGCGCUGCUUACCGCGGACUUCGACGGCAUCAAGAACAUCGCGUUAUCGUGGGGCAUUGGUGCCCCGGACCUGUUCGCGAGCGCGACCCUCAUGCGCCCGGUGCGGUUCAAGCAGACGGACACGGCCAACUUCCAGGAAGUGAACGAGUAUGACCGCGGGGUGAUGAUGAAGGCGAAGCUGCGCCAGUUCCUGACCGACACUGACAAGAUGCCGAAGGAGCUGAUUUUCAUCGGCCGCAAUAUGCGCAUAGUCCAGGGGAACAACCAGGUAUUUGGCUCGCCUGUGAACCGAAUACGGAUAACGGGCUACUGGGCGUCGCGGUCGCUCGUGACGUCGCAGGACUUGUCGAUCGUAGAGCGUAUACGCGAGACAUUCGGCCAUGUGUUAUUCUUGGGGGUCAUGCUCUCGAUCGACGUUGUAUUCUGGAGCAUGCGGCUGAAACAAUGGUUCGCGCUCCGGUUGGGCCGGAAGGGCAACGGUUUCGAGGACGAGCUCGAGCGCAGCAUGCGGACGUUUGUGAAGUCCAACCUAGGUAUUGACAUGCCUGAGGACGCUUUCGAUGGAUAG
Molecule: messenger RNA, 1713 nt
Organism: Epithele typhae
Lineage: Eukaryota; Fungi; Basidiomycota; Agaricomycetes; Polyporales; Epitheliaceae
Product: ABC1-domain-containing protein
Exons: 6
Coding region: 1-1713 (570 amino acids)
Source: RefSeq, a predicted model, not a curated record